This is a messenger RNA of Closterium sp. NIES-67, 2395 nucleotides long. Lineage: Eukaryota; Viridiplantae; Streptophyta; Zygnematophyceae; Desmidiales; Closteriaceae. The record is from the annotation of a GenBank genome assembly.
UCAGGAGCACUGGGCAAUGGAAUGGACAUGCCUCACCCAGUAGCACGCCAGCGCUCCUCACUACAAACCGAAUCCGUUUUGCGCAGCUUCAAAACGCUAGUAUCUAGACGCCAGUACCCAGGCCAUACAGGACUGAGUCGACCCCAUUAACUUGCCAGGCAUGCAGAAGCAGCAUGGGCAACGUCAAGAGCAGACUGCACCGAAGUAGGUCGUCGUCGUCGACCCCGUACAUCGAUCGCUCGUCGACCUAUCCGUGUCGCCGCAUUCGCGACGUGGGGCGGCAGAAGUCGGAGAGCGAGAUAGCGAACAGCCGUCUAGGUCGGUUUGACAUCAGUCGCGGUGCGUCCUUGCUUCCCUUGGCGCUCCCCAGCAGCGGCAUUCUCCUAGGGGGGCUGUGCUCAGGCGGCGUGCACCAUGACCGCGCCGCCUCAUACAGCGAGCGCCACAGCGCCGUGCCCGGUUCCGCGUGUUCGUCUCCGCGCUCCCCGGGACCAGCUGCUCGUCCACCGACACCCUCCCAUCAUGAAAGCCCUUUGCCGGACUUAGAUUCGCUGACACAAGCUUGUGACGGGAAGCAUAGCACGGGCUUGUUCUACGACGAGCAGGGAGACGCGGAGGACCACCUACCACCGUACCAGAAUCGAAGCGGCUUGGCCCUGUGCCUCCCGUUCGAUCUCUGCAGCCAGUCGCGUGCCUCCAGCGGCUGCAGCUCUCCAGCCGCCCUCGUUUUCCCCGCGCAGCCCGGCGAGUCUCUUUCCAGAUACGACCCCACAGGCCAAACUCUCGGUCGCGGCGCCUUUGGCACCGUUCGCGUGUGCCGCGAUUCCGCAACAGGCGGCGAGGUCGCCGUCAAGACAAUAUCGAAGCGGGUAGCGGCGCUCGAGAAUCCGGAUUUCGCGGAAGACCUUCGACAGGAGGUGGCGAUCAUGCGGUUCGUCUCCCAAAAUGAAGUAGUCGGCGCGGUGCGGCUGCUAGAUGUGCGGGAAUCGCGGGAGCACGUGCAUCUGGUCAUGGAGCGAUGCAACGCCGGGUCGCUCUCGGCCGUGAUCAAGUCGCGGCAACGGCUACUGGAGCAUGAGGCCGCUGACGUCAUCAGGCAGCUGCUGACGACAGUGGCAGGGCUUCACAGCCUCGGGGUGAUUCACCGCGACUUAAAGCCCGAGAACGUGCUGCUGUGCUACUGCGGCAGCUGUCGCGUCACCUGUACAGCGAUAGACGAAUUCACCGGUGAUUGCGGCGGCAGCGACGGCGCAGCGCGCGAGGGCAGUAGUUGCUCGAGCAGUGAGAGCUCCAGCGGUAGCGGCAGCAGUAGUCCCUGGCUUCCCUCUUGCCCGAGCAGCAGCAGUUAUGGCGACAGCGAUUGCACCAGCGGUGGUUGCAAUCCGCCCAACAGCCACAGCAGCGCACGGGCGGAGAGCGAGUGGCGCGUGAAGAUCGCGGAUUUCGGGCUCGCUGUCCGCCUCCCCGCGCCGUCCGCGCAGAUCCGCGGGGUGGCGGGCACGGCGUUCUACAUGGCGCCAGAGGUGGCGCGCGGGCGGCUGUACGGGCGCGAGGCGGACAUGUGGUCGCUGGGCGUUGUGCUCCACGUGCUGCUGUCCGGCCGCCUCCCCUUCUACGGACGCACGGACGACGAAACGCGGAAAAGGGCGUGUGCUGGGCACGUGAUGUUUUCGGACAAGCACUGGGAGGGAGUGUCAGGGGCGGCGCGAGAGGCCGUGCUGCAGAUGCUGACUGUGGAGCCGCGGUGGCGCGCCACGGCUGAACAGGUGCUGCGCUGCGACUGGCUGAGGGAGACGGAGCAAUGCUGAGUGGCGGGCGGGGAAAUGCGCAAUGGGAACAUCUCUUGGUCGCCCCCCAAUACUCCUGAACGCACGCCCCUCGGACUGACACCACUGAGCUGGACGGGCAAGGCUGUAGCAGGGAAUAUGGUUGUAGCAUGGGGGGCUGUUCAUUGUGCCCCCCGAGUGGUCAUACUCAUAUCUGCCUAGCCUGAGGGAGAAUUCCUACAGAUCGCGUCAGACUCGCGACGAACCGAGACGCACCGCAUGGAAUUGCGAGAUAGAGCCUGUGCACCGCGCAGGACCGCAUGAGUCUGAUGCGAGGUAAUAGGAAUUCGCCCUGAGAGCCAAGCUUCAGCAAGUGGGGCUGAAGCAGCCUGUGUAUCAUAGCGUUAGCAGUGUAUAUGCUCAUCUCCAGAUGUAGCGCUUGUAACUACAGGUGGAUGAGAGUGCGGUGUGCUCUCUGUACAUGUACCUUGUGAGUACACAUGGCAUGUCAUUCGUGUGGCAGCUUGAUCCUUGUUACCUGUCAUGUCAGUCAGGAGGGCACUGCCCGCCUGCAAGGCAGGGUUGUUAGGAGCUAACUGUCAAACAUAUGCAUAACUCAUGUUUGUAUA